AUGAGUUAUAUCCUACAUGCCACAUUAACAUUUAUUUUAAGUGUGGAAUUCAUAAUAGGAAAUUUAGGAAAUGUGUUCAUGGCACUGGUGAACAUUAUGGACUUGGUCAAGAGAAGAAAGAUCUCUUCAGUGGAUCAGAUUCUCACUGGUCUGGCCAUCUCCAGAAUCGGUCUGUUCUGGUCAUUAGCUGCAAGUUUAUUGGUUUCAUCCAUCUACACAACUUUAAUGAUACCUGGAAAAUUGAUGAGAACUAUCAACAUUUUUUGGACAGUGACCAAUCAUUUCAGCGUCUGGCUUGCUACAUGUCUCAGCAUCUUUUAUUUUCUCAAGAUAGCUAAUUUUUCAAACUAUAUUUUUCUUUAUCUCAAGUGGAGAGUAAAAAAAGUGGUAUCAUUGACACUGCUGGUAUCUUUGCUCAUCUUGUUUGUAAACACUUUAGUCAUAAACAGAUGUGUUGAUAUUUGGAUUGAUGGACAUGAAGCAAAUAUGUCCUACAGUGCUAUCUCUAGUAACUCUGUUCAGUUUUCUAGACUCAUUUUACUUGUUAACACUAUGUUUACAGUCAUUCCCUUCACUGUGACCCUGACAAUGUUUCUCCUCCUCAUCUUCUCCCUGUGGAGACAUCUGAAGAACAUGCAGCUCCAUGCCAAAGGUUCCAGAGAUGCCAGCACCACAGCCCACGUAAAGGCCUUGCAAACUGUGGUUGCCUUCCUGUUACUGUACACAGCUUUCUUUCUGUCUCUUCUUUCACUAUGUUGGAAUGUUGACUUUAAGCAUAAAAGUCUCAUAGUUUUGUUUUUACUGUCAAUGGGACUGGCUUUUCCCUCGGCCCAUUCAUGUGUCCUGAUUCUAGAGAACAGGAAGCUGAGUCAAUCCUUGCUUUCUGUGCUGAGGUGGCUGAAGUGCAGGCUCAAAGAUCCAAAACGGUCUGCUCCCUAA
Molecule: messenger RNA, 939 nt
Organism: Mesocricetus auratus (golden hamster)
Lineage: Eukaryota; Metazoa; Chordata; Mammalia; Rodentia; Cricetidae
Product: taste receptor type 2 member 140-like
Exons: 1
Coding region: 1-939 (312 amino acids)
Biological process (GO): sensory perception of taste; G protein-coupled receptor signaling pathway; detection of chemical stimulus involved in sensory perception of bitter taste
Cellular component (GO): membrane
Molecular function (GO): bitter taste receptor activity; G protein-coupled receptor activity
Source: RefSeq, a predicted model, not a curated record